AUGCCAAUUUUCUACGAAUCCCUCUCUGACAAUCUCCGUGACUGGGCCCUCCGCCAACCUCUCUUCUUCGUCUCAUCUGCUCCUUUGCGCGGCCGCCAUAUUAACGUAUCCCCCAAGGGCCUCCCCGACUCGUCCUUUGCCGUCUUGAACCCCAACAAAGUGGCGUAUGUCGACUCGACCGGGUCCGGAUGUGAGACUAUCUGCCACCUUCGUGAAAAUGGACGGGCGACCAUAAUGUUCUGCUCUUUCGAAGCGACUCCGCGAAUCAUGCGAUUUUUCUGCACGGGCUCGGUGAUUGAAUGGAACGGUCCGAGGUAUGCUGGAUACCUCAAGCGGAUGGGGGUGAAGUCUCUAGUAGGAGCAAGGGCAGUUAUUCUUCUGGAUAUCUUCAAGCUCAGUACCGUUCAAAUAUCCUGUGGCUUUGGAGUCCCACUGCUCGACCUCACUGUCGAUCCAGAAAUAAACAAACCAAAACCGUGUUUCACAAACCGUCCGAGGCUGGGCGAGUUCGCUGAAUACACAAUUAAUCGAGGGGAGAUGCCUGGCUACCAGAUGCAAUGGAACAGUAAGAGCCUUGAUGGGCUUCCCGGCCUUCACUCGGCAAUGAAGGACAAGGGCGAGUCUAUUUGGUGGGCUCAGAUGAGAAACUGGAUCAGUUACUAUCAAUAUCAACUUGAUAUAAUCAAAACGGUAAUGGCACUUAUGUUUCUAGUCCUGGUGGUCGCAGAGUGGGCAGCAUAUUUGCAGCGCCAGCGCUGUGUGAUAGUAUAG
Molecule: messenger RNA, 771 nt
Organism: Aspergillus novofumigatus IBT 16806
Lineage: Eukaryota; Fungi; Ascomycota; Eurotiomycetes; Eurotiales; Aspergillaceae
Product: pyridoxamine 5'-phosphate oxidase family protein
Exons: 2
Coding region: 1-771 (256 amino acids)
Source: RefSeq, a predicted model, not a curated record